Lottia gigantea (owl limpet) is the source of this 7316-nucleotide messenger RNA. RefSeq lists its product as hypothetical. NCBI's taxonomy places the organism in Eukaryota, Metazoa, Mollusca, Gastropoda, Lottiidae. Gene Ontology annotation, cellular component: laminin trimer. The record is from RefSeq and is a predicted model, not a curated record. Gene Ontology annotation, biological process: basement membrane assembly; substrate adhesion-dependent cell spreading; cell migration. The transcript is spliced from 29 exons. Bases 1 to 5283 code for a protein of 1760 amino acids.
AUGUUUUAUUUUCUAAUUAAGUAUGAGAAACCAUUUCUUCUUACAGGAUUGGAAGGGCAGCGGAGAAGAAAUAGACAGAGAUCACGAUGUGAACAGGGUAGUUGUUACCCAGCAACGGGAGAUUUACUGAUUGGACGUGAAGAUUAUUUAUCAGCCUCCUCUACGUGUGGUGCAGAGCGUCCAGAAAGAUUCUGUGUUGUCAGUUAUUUAGAAAAAGACACUAAAUGUUUUCAGUGUGAUUCUCGUCAGCCAUGGAGAGAGGGUUUCAAUGAACGUAGUCAUAAAAUAUCAAACAUUGUAUCAUCAUUCAAAGACAGACGUAACCGUUGGUGGCAAGCUAGAAACGGUGAACAAGAUGUAACUGUUCAGUUAGACUUGGAGGCCGAAUUUCAUUUCACUCAUUUAAUUAUGACAUUUAAGACCUUUAGACCAAAAGCAUUACUCAUUGAAAGAUCAUACGAUUUUGGUAAAACAUGGAAAGUGUAUCGUUAUUUUGCUCAGGAUUGUGCUCGUUCUUUCCCUGGUGUUCCACGUGGACCUGUUCGUUCAUUAACUGAUGUUAUUUGUGUUCAGAGAUAUUCAGCAGAAACACCUUCAACAGAGGGAGAGGUUAUUUUCCGUGUAUUACCUCCAUUUAUUAGAGUAGAUGAUCCAUACAGUGAGAAAGUUCAAGAUUUAUUGAAAUUAACUAAUUUACGUGUCAACUUAACAGAAUUACAUACAUUAGGUGAUACAUUAUUAGAUUCUAGACCUGAAAUUAAAGAGAAAUAUUACUAUUCUAUGUAUGAUAUGACUGUAAGAGGUAGUUGUUCUUGUUAUGGUCAUGCUGCAAGAUGUUUACCUGUUCCUGGCUAUGAUACCAGACCUGAUAUGGUUCAUGGUCAAUGUGAAUGUCAACAUAAUACUAAAGGUUUAAAUUGUGAGAUGUGUCAGGAUUUUUAUAAUGAUUUACCCUGGAGACCAGCUAGACAGAAUCAACCUAAUUCUUGUAAACGGUGCAACUGUAAUAAUCAUGCUACCCAAUGUCAUUUUGAUUCGGCUGUAUAUGAGGCUACUGGUAGAAUAAGUGGUGGUGUUUGUGAUCAGUGUCAACAUAAUACACAGGGUAGAAACUGCCAGGAAUGUGCCACAUUCUAUUAUCAAGAUCCUAAUAGAGAUAUACGAGAUCCUGAAAUCUGUCAACCCUGUGACUGUGAUCCAUCUGGUUCAGAAUUAAAUGGUGAAUGUGAUGCUAGAACUGAUGAAUUGGCUGGUCUAGAAGCUGGUAAAUGUUAUUGUAAGAAAUAUGCCACUGGAUCAAGAUGUGAUAAAUGUAUUGAUAAUUAUUGGAAUUUAUUACAAGAAAAUCCUGAAGGCUGUGAAGCAUGUACAUGUAAUGCUAUAGGUACUAUUGGAGAUUUUGGAUGUGAUCAAGUAACUGGAUUAUGCCGAUGUAAACGUUAUGUUACUGGUAGAAAUUGUGAUGCUUGUUAUCCAGGAUUUUUUGGAUUAAGUGCCAAGGAUUAUGGAUGUGAUCCAUGUGAUUGUGAUAUCGGUGGAUCAUUAAGUGAGACAUGUGAUCAGGCUAGUGGACAGUGUCAGUGUCGACCUAAUAUAGUAGGACGUCAAUGUGAUCAGCCAUUCCCUGGAUAUUACUAUGCUGGACUAGAUUAUUAUCUAUAUGAAGGUGAACAUGGUCAAGCCUCUGGUAAUGGUAGAGUAUAUCUUCGUGAACCUAUACCUGAUGCUAAGUACUGGACUGGUACAGGUUAUAUGUUAUUAACAGAAGGAGAUAGUAUGGAAAUUAUGUUUAGUAAUAUAGAUUUCCCUAUGUAUUAUGACUUAGUAUUACGUUAUGAUCCAAGGAUGCCUGAAGCCUGGAGUGAUGUACGUAUAACAGUAAUAAGAGAUGAACCUAUUGAUCCUAAUGGACUAUGUGCUAGAUAUAAUCCUGCUGAUGAUGUCAAAACUGUUCGACUUCAACCAAGUAACAGAUUUAUUAGUGUAUCACCACCAACUUGUUUUGAACCUGGUAAAAAAUACACUAUUAGAAUAGAUCUCAAUAGAUAUAAAGAGGGAGAAUCUACUCCACAAGCUACUGUAUUAAUUGAUUCAAUCUUAUUGGUACCUAAUACAGACAGUAUACCAAUAUUUCAAGGACCAGGUUUACCUCUAUAUUUGAAGAACCAAUUUACACGAUAUCGAUGUGAUCAAGUACAACUGGGUUCACUACAGUCUAAUAUACCUGAUGAGUGUAAAAAACAUUAUUUCAUUUUAUGUCAUUACCUUACAAUUAUAAUUUCAGCAUGUGAUUGUGAUUUGACUGGAUCAUUAAGUCGUGACUGUGAACCACUAGGUGGACAGUGUCAAUGUAAACCUAAUGUAGUAGGUAGAAGAUGUGACCAGUGUGCUCCAGGAACUUAUGGUUUCGGUCCUAGUGGUUGCCAACCCUGUAAUUGUAAUGAUAUUGGAGCAUUAGAUAAUUUCUGUAAUGGUACCAGUGGACAAUGUUCCUGUGCUGAUAAUGUUGGUGGACAGACAUGUGAUGUUUGUAUUCCUGGUAAUUGGGGAUUUCCACAGUGUCGUGCCUGUCAGUGUAAUGGACAUGCUGAAACGUGUGAUAAUUUAUCUGGAAGAUGUAUAAACUGUCAAGAUAAUACCCAGGGUGAUUACUGUGAAAGAUGUUUAGAUUUUUACUAUGGUGAACCAAGAGGUGCUCGUAUACCAUGUCAACCCUGUAUGUGUCCUGGAGGUCCUAAUAGCACAUUGAACCAUGCUGACCAGUGUUCUCUAGAUCCUAGAUCUCGCUCUUUUAUUUGUGACUGUAAACUUGGAUAUCAGAGACCAAAUUGUGAGAUAUGUGAAGAGAAUUAUUAUGGUAAUCCAUUACAAGAAGGUGGUAGUUGUCAGAGAUGUAUUUGUAAUAAUAAUAUAGAUUUUGCUAUGCCUGGAAGCUGUGAUAGAUCUACUGGAGAAUGUUUAAAAUGUCUGUAUAAUACAGAGGGAUAUAAUUGUGAACUCUGUACAGCAGGAUAUUUUGGUGAAGCUUCAGAACAGAACUGUAAACAAUGUGUGUGUUCAUCAUUAGGAACAGAUAUGAGUCUGGGAGAAUGUGAUCGUAAUAAUGGUCAAUGUCCAUGUCUACCUAAUGUUAUUGGUCAGGAAUGUGAUAGAUGUGCUGUAGGUUAUUAUAAUCUGUCUAGCGGAGUAGGUUGUUCAGCUUGUAACUGUGAUCCUACUGGUUCUAAUUCUCUAGAGUGUAAUCAGAUUGAUGGACAAUGUGAUUGUAAAGAUGAUAGAGGUGGAAGAACUUGUAGUGAUUGUGCUGAUUUGUUAUAUGGCGAUCCUAGAGACCAGUGUUAUGAUUGUGCCUGUGAUAGACGUGGCUCCAGAUCAUUACAGUGUGACAGACGUACAGGACAGUGUGAAUGUGUCAGAGGUGUAACAGGGUUAAAAUGUGACCGUUGUGCUCGAGGAACUACUGGUGAACUACCAUAUUGUGUACCUUGUGGAGAAUGUUUUGAUAACUGGGACAGGAUCAUCCGAGUUUUAAGAGACCAGACAGCUAGUCUAGUAGAGACAGCAAGCAACAUACAGUCUACUGGUGCUAUUAAAGCCUUUGAUACAGAGUUUAAACAGAUGCAGAGCAAUAUCAAUGAGAUACAGAGUAUUAUAUCUAGCUCUAAUUUAACACAAGUUGAUGUUAGAGAUAUAGAAACAAUGUUAGAUUAUAUCAGACGUAAUCUAACAGAGAACAGUAAAUCUAUUAAUAAUGUGGAUGAAGAAUUAAGUAAUACAACAGCUAGAGUACAGAUUGGUAAUACUAGAAUUGGUGUAUUGAAACAACAGGUAGCUGAUUUAAAAGAUUUGGCUGAACGACUCCGGGCUAAUGCAACUGAUAUCCAGGCUAGAGAUGUAGAAGGAGCAUUGAAUAUUACCCGUGAAGCUGAAAGACGGUCCCAAGAUGCUCAGAGGCUGGUAGACAGUACCUCACCAUUAUUGACUGAUUCUGAACGAACUAGAAGAAGAGUAGAAGAUCUUAUUUCCCAGAAUGGAGCUCAAUUUGAUGAUAAAUUAAAGAGAAAUAAAGCUGAAUUAGAUAAAUUGGAUAAUAAGGUCACUGAUCUAGGAGGCAGAAUUGCAAACAUUAACAACAUGGUUUGUGGUAAACCAGGUGAUCCAUGUGAUGUAUUUUGUGGUGGAGGAGGAUGUAAUAAAUGUGGUGGUAGUAAUUGUGGAGAUGGUGCUGUCACUAAGGCUGAAAGUGCUCUAGACUUGGCCAAUCAGGCAGCAGAAGUUUUAAAAAUCAAAGAAGCUGAAGCUGAAGACCUACUCAGUGAUGUUCGAGAAGCUAAGAGAGGAGCAGAAGAAGCUAAGGAUGAUGCUCAAAUGGCCUACGAUGUAGCUGUUAGUGCUAAAAACCAGUCUGAAUCUGUACGCACCAAUCUUGAAGACUUAUUGAAUAGAAUCAGUGACUUCUUACAACCACAGAGAGCUAGUCCAAAUGAUGUCAAAAAGAUUGCUGCAGAGAUUAUGGAUAUGAGUAUAUCUUUAACACCUAAACAAAUAGAAGAUUUAGCUAGUAAAAUUAAUCAAACUAUACAAGGCCUCCAGAAUAUAGACAGUAUCCUAGUUGAUACAAGAGAUGAUUUAAAUCAAGCCCGGAGAUUGAAACAGCGAGCUGAUAAUGCCUCACUGGAUGCUAAUGCCAUAUUGAAGACAGCUCAAGAGGUAUUAAGUGCUUUAAAUGGUGCCAAGAAUGCACAAGAAGAAGCAUCUAAAGCCAUCACACAAGCUCAGACUGAUAUUAAAGAUGCUGAAGCUGAUUUGACAAUGAUUGAAUCAGAGACAGCCUCAGCAGCAGAUAAAUCUAAUGUUAGUUUAGCUAUCAUUGGAAAAUUAAAAGAAAGGUUAAAUGAACUUCGACUCAAGUUCACACAAAAUGAUCUUAAUGUGAAGAGAGCUGAAGAAGCAGCCCAGAUGGCAGUUGAUUUGGCUAAUAAAGCUGAGAGGGAUGCCAAUGAUUUAACCAAUAAAUAUCAGGAUGCUUCCAACCAAUUAAAUCAGGACUAUGAUUCUACAACUGAGUCCCAGAAACGAGCUAAGCGUUUAAUGGAAAGAGCAGAUCUCUUAGCUAAAAAUACACAAGAAAAACAUAAUAAACUUAAAAAAAUUCAAGGUGAAUUUGAUGAAAACCAGAAAAAUUUAGUAGAAUUGUCUAAUUUGAUAGAUGAAUUGAAUAGACGUAUGGAAAUAUACCUAAUGGAAAUUCAAGACAAGGCAAAAUAUUAUCGAGAUUGUUAAAUCCUUGAUAAGGUUAUCCAGACACCUGUUAGGAACUUUUGUGGAGAUGAACAUCCAGUCUUAAACUACUGAAUGAUAUUAUAUUGUGCCAAGGAGACAUUCAAAUGAUUUGUUAACAAUCAAAGAUAUAUUUUAUAAUCCGGCCAUUGAUUUCAGAUCCAGACACAAUUAAGUUGUGGAAAAUAAUGAUCUAGGGAUCUGAAGAGAAUGCUUGCCGUUACAUUGUCGUUGUUUUGAUGAUUGGUUAAAUUCUGCAGAUGUAGGACACAACAGAUAUUGUUAAAUAUUGAUCAAAACAUGAUUCAUAAUUGUAAUUAAAAAAAUAUAUGCAUGCCUUUUUUUAAUUUUACUCAUAUUUUCUUUUUUCAUUACUUAAUUUACAAAUUUUAAUUGCUCCAGUUUUUUUUAUAAUCUAUUUGUAUUUUUAACAUCAUAUUGAAAUAUUUUGUGUAUAUAUUAAUAUGUUUGUUUUGUAUUGUUUGUGAACUAUUUAUAUCACAAGUGUCAUCUGUCAAUGUAUAGGCCAGUAAUUGUCUAUUCACUUUCUUACCUCAAUCAGUUGAAAACCUUAUUCUUUGUGAGAUUGGCCUUCUCAGUGUAACUUAAUUUGUCUUUGUUAUCAUGCUCAAAAAAGUGUGGCAAAGUCUAGGAAGAAGUUAUAUAUCGGGUAUUUUUUUUUUUGGUAAAGAGUUAAUUUUUGUCACCUUGAAAAUAUUUCUGGUUAAAAAAUAACACAAUAUCAGGUUCUUGACAUUUUAAUAUUAAGGUAGCUGUAGAUCACAUACAAUGUAUUUACUCUUUAUUAUUAUUCAUUUUCAUAUAAAUAGCAUUAUCGUUUUCUUUAACACAUAAUAACUUGAUUGAAAAUACAACUAAGAUGAUGAUAAAACAUUCAAAUCCAUCUUUGUAUGUUUGUGCCAUAUGUAUUGAUCUACAGAACUUGAUAAUAAAGCAGGGUUGUGCUUCUGAUUUAGAUAAAAUACACCAUUGAUAUUUAAGACGCAUACCAGAAAAAUUGACAAGAGAAAACUGAUAUAUUAAAUAACAGUUCAAUGACUCCAUUACUAACAAUUUGAGAACUUAAAUAUUGUAUUGAGCAGUGGCACUGAAAAUCUUUUUUUUUUUUUAUUCCUUACAAAAUAAAUACUCUAAUUGAAAUCAUACCUCAUUACUCAUAUAAGUUAGCCAUUAGAUCUACUGUAGUUCAAUCUUUAUAGUAUAUGCUUUUAUUUUGAGUCCUGCUGUACAUUCAUGAGGUAUACUAAUGCACCCUGUACUUUUAACAUAGUUUGCAUCUCAAUUGCUGAAAAUGCUUGGUAAAAAUUAGUUUUUCUUGCACAAACAGAUACAAUUUAUUUGGUAUUAAAAUCACUGGUGUUUUGUAUUUGAUGUAUAAGUAGUGUACAAUGGUAUACUAAUAUAUUUGUAAAUAAUAUUUAGUGCUAGGUUAAAUGUAUUUGUGUAGUUUUAUAAUGUAGUGAUAGAGCUUUUCAUACUAGUGUUCGCCAAUAUUGUUUUAGUGGUAGUGUUGUUUUAAUAUAAUUGUAUAGUUUCUACUAUAGUCAUGUUUAGAGCACUUAAAAUACGUCUUGGCUUACAAGUGAAAGCAAUGCCUAAGUCAUAUACCAUGCCGUAUUCCCAGGGCAAUUACAGUAUUGAACAUUAGUCCCCCAAUUUAACUUACAAAUCCUCUCAAUUUGAUAGAUAUACCAGAUGAAAUGAUAAAAUUUGGCACAGGUUUUUGAUAGAUUCCUUUAAUAUGAUGUAAGGGAUAUUGGGAUUAGCUUUUUAAAGGGAAUAAAUGUUUUCAAUUUUAUCAUGCAAGACGAACAAUCCAAAAUAAUUAAGCAUAAUGAAUCUUGUUUUUUGUAAAUGUAUAUUAACUUGUCAUGUGUCAUUUUCAAUUUAUAUUUGCCGAAUCUCUUUGGUUUCUUCAAAUUAUUGUGGACAAAAUUAAACAAUGAUAUCUAUGUGUUAAUAAUUAGUGCAUUAUUUUAUAAUUUUUAUAUCAAAAUAAAAAUCUUAUCUUCAAA